AUGAAGGUCUUCGCCGCCGUCGCCGUCCUCCUGCUGGUCGCCCUGGCCACGGCCGAACCGCCGGCCCCACGGAACGGGUUCUCCGCCCCGUCGAGCAACUACCUGCCCCCGAACCAGUCGUUCAACAAUGGGAAUAACGGUUACAACUAUAACGCAAACGACAAUGGUUACAACUACCCCUCGGGCUCCAACGGCAACGGAGGAGGCAACUACCCGGCGGCCGCCCCGCCGCAGCAGCAGUACGGACCGCCGUCCGGAAACGGGGGCAACGGUGGAGGGUACAACUACGAGGACGCUAACGCUCAACCGGCCAAGUACUCGUUCGAGUACAACGUGCAGGACUUUGCCUCCGGCAACGACUUCGGCCACAUGGAGUCCCGCGACGGAGACCGAACGGUGGGACGCUACUACGUUCUGCUUCCCGACGGUCGCAAGCAAGUUGUGAACUAUGAAGCCGACCAGAACGGAUACCGUCCGACGAUCACGUACGAGGACGUCGGCACUGGCAACGGUGCUAACGGUGGCAACAACGGUGGUGGCUACCCCGGAAACGGCCAGUUCAACGGAUACCAGUAG
This is a messenger RNA of Anopheles cruzii, 576 nucleotides long. Its product is annotated as pro-resilin-like. Gene Ontology annotation, cellular component: extracellular matrix. The record is from RefSeq and is a predicted model, not a curated record. Lineage: Eukaryota; Metazoa; Arthropoda; Insecta; Diptera; Culicidae. Bases 1 to 576 code for a protein of 191 amino acids. The transcript is spliced from 3 exons.